Folsomia candida is the source of this 1787-nucleotide messenger RNA. RefSeq lists its product as uncharacterized. The record is from RefSeq and is a predicted model, not a curated record. The transcript has 8 exons. Bases 207 to 1334 code for a protein of 375 amino acids. Lineage: Eukaryota; Metazoa; Arthropoda; Collembola; Entomobryomorpha; Isotomidae.
AGCAAAUUAGCAAGGAAAUGGGCGAUUUGUCCGUUACUGCCAGUGUGAAACACUUUUACCCAGCCUGACGAAAAAACCAUCCUCACUACGCCACAAAAUUGGAGGCGAAGCAGUGAUCGACUUUUCUAACUCUCAAUUCACUUUCGAAAUCCCAGACGAGUUCAUCUCCUCCUCCUCCGCCUAGCGUCCAAAAAGUAAGAAUCAGAAUGGUCUGCCCGUGCUACUUUUCACCUGUGAGAAAAAUGAGACUUUUCCUCCUCGUCCUCCUCUUCGUCACAAUGACAAAGUCGGAAAUCCUGCAAGUUGUCAAGAAAAGUGAACGAAUAAUGAAACCAAUGGGGUUCGAGAGUUUAGUGUCAACUUUUAAUUCGACAAGGGAAGCGAGACGGUCGGUCGUUUCCGGAGGAUUAUUUAGCAUAGUUUCAUUCGACAAUGUCCCCUGCAUGGCAAUGUCCGGAGACAUUGGGACUUGCUAUUCUCAAAGAGAAUGCACCAAUCUUAUGGGAACAGCGUCAGGAGUGUGUGCCGGAAAUUUUGGAGUCUGUUGUGUCGUGACGCCAAGUUGUGGAGGCACAGUGACGACGAACAAUACGUACUUCAUCAACACGGGCUUCCCCGCAACAGUCUCGGGACCAUUGAUGUGCUCCGUCACUGUGAACAAGUUGGCUGGGGCAAGUGAGCUGUAUCUGGAAUUCACCAAUUUCCAAAUAGCCGGCCCCACACUCGGCGACUGUACGAAUGACACUUUUACAGUGACAAUAACCGGAAGUACGUCCAGCAUGACGGUGCCCAUCUUGUGCGGAAAUUUAGGCAAUCAAAUGUACUACAUCGACAUUAGUAAAGCCACGGGUCCGUUUACGCUAAAAUUUAAUUUGGGGAGCACAACUUUCGCGAGGAGUUGGAAGAUUAGAAUCGUUCAAUUUAAAACGGGGGAUGCGUGCGCUGCUCCGAGUGGUUGUUCCUUGUAUUUUAGGGACCCAUCAGGCACGGUGGAGACAUUUAAUUAUAACAUGGGUCAAGGAGAGUUAAUUAACAAUAUUUGUAUAAACGUAUGCUUCCAACUCCAGCCGGGCUUUUGUAGCAUAAUGUUGACUGAAAAUGAGUUCAUGCUCAGUGGAAUUGCCCCAAAUGACUGUACUGAGGGUGACUACCUCCUCGCAAAUGGACAGCGAUUCUGCGGGGAUACUUUGGGCAAUGGAAUGCUCGUUGUCAAUCAGACAAUGUCCUCGGGCUUCUUGCAGAUUCAAGUGUGUUCCGGGAACACAAACCCAGAUAUGGACCUCGGUUUCAAAUUAAAUUAUACACAACUUCCUUGCCCGUCUUCCGUCGGGUAGCCAAAACUUCUGACCAAGUUCAACUCUGACAUGACUCUGACAUCAUAUUUCAUCCUCUUCCUCAUCAACUUCGUACAUACAUAUCUUCGAGGAUACCACCCGAUCUAGUUCUGGUUGGGCAUAUGUAUGUAUAAGCUAUACAUUACGUAUUGGUUACUCAGUGAUCGAAACCAUUCGGUAGUACAGACAACAACAAUUUUUAGACUUUGUUCUCCUAAUCGCUAAUCAUUAAGAGUGUUAUUUGGGUGUUCGUUCCUUUCUAUUCUAUCUUGAACCACUUUGUAUAAAACUACUCACUUUUUUUGUAACGGUCGCCCCAGCUUUUUACAUGUACACGUAUUUAUUUAUUUAUGUAUUUAUUUAUAUAUUCAGGUAUUUAUUUAUUUAACGACUCAAAGAAAGGAGAGCUCUGCGUGAUUAUGAAAAUAAAAACAAAGCCAGGAAGGACAAGAA